Molecule: messenger RNA, 1899 nt
Organism: Hydra vulgaris (swiftwater hydra)
Lineage: Eukaryota; Metazoa; Cnidaria; Hydrozoa; Anthoathecata; Hydridae
Product: POU domain, class 4, transcription factor 2
Biological process (GO): regulation of transcription by RNA polymerase II
Molecular function (GO): DNA-binding transcription factor activity, RNA polymerase II-specific; RNA polymerase II cis-regulatory region sequence-specific DNA binding
Source: RefSeq, a predicted model, not a curated record
CAAAUUCAUGAUUGGUUAUACAAUCUGAACGGAAAAAGCCAUCUGCGGAGUGCGCGCAUGCGCAUUAAAAGAUUUAUUUGAGCUUCUAUGUUCAUCGAUGCAGGUGGUACUAGUUUUCGUUUGUAUUUUUCUCAAAGCUAGUACUUUGAAGAGCGCUGCAAAUUUGAAACGCGCUCUAAUUCAUGAAUUUAUUGAGUUGUGAGAAAAAAAAGUUUUUUUUUUAAUUGGAAAUAAGUCAUGUCUCAUUUAUUUUCUGCUGAGAACUUAGAUAGGGAUUUUUUAUCAAAGAGUUUGGGAGGACUUAACAGUUCUCGUGGUCCACCGUCACUGCUGCACAAUGGAUCUAUGUCUCAUAGCAAUCUUGCAUCUCAGGUUUCAAACAUGUUUGACAACAUGGACGACUCCCAUUUAUUGGGAUCUCAAAUAGACUCAAUGUCAAAAUAUUUGCCAAAACAAAGCGGUGGUUCAAAGUUACCAAGUGCUUUUCUACAUAGUCUUCAUGCAAAUCAAGACCCUACUCAAUACGAUCCCCACGAUAUCUUAGAUCAAAUAUCAGCUUCUCUUCAACCGAAUGCGAAUGAAAACUCUUAUGAGCAUCAUUCCACAGCAAUAUCAUCGAACACAAACAAUUACUCAACAAGUCAUUUACUGUCUCCAUCUUCAACUUCAUUUUCUACUUCAUUUAACAAUCCAAAUUUUAGCAGUUUCAACAAUUCUUUUGCUGCUGCCGCAGCUGCGGCUGCAGCCGCAGCCGCAGCGGCUCAAGUUGGCCAAGAGGUUGAAUGUACACCACGAGAAUUAGAAUGGUUUGCAGAACGCUUUAAACAAAGACGUAUUAAACUAGGAGUUACUCAAGCGGAUGUUGGUACAGCUCUCGCACACUUAAAACUUCCAGGUGUGGGAUCCUUAAGUCAGUCUACUAUAUGUCGGUUUGAAUCUCUUACGCUAAGCCAUAAUAACAUGAUGGCUCUAAAGCCUGUUUUAUCGGCUUGGUUAGAUGAGGCAGAACGUGCAAACCGUAUGAAAUCUAAAGACAGUGCAUUUUUACCAAAUGCUGAUAAAAAAAGGAAACGCACUUCUAUAGGUGCGGCCGAAAAACGAUCGCUUGAGGCAUACUUUGCAAUGCAACCCAGACCUUCGAGCGAUAAAAUUGCCGCUAUAGCUGAAAAAUUAGACUUAUCUAAAAAUGUUGUCCGCGUUUGGUUUUGUAACCAAAGGCAAAAGAAAAAAAGAAUGAAGUUUUCUGUUCAUUAAAUGUUUUAUAAAAACAAGAUUAAAAAAAACAUAUUAUUAACAUGAUAUGAGAGAAUGCAUUACCUAGUUGUUGCAGACUUACGGCUGAUGGUUUUCAUUGCCUAAUAAUCUAUGAAUAUCAAUCAUAUCAACUUAGAAUUAGAGAUAAAUGUAGAAAUCUUACGACAUGUAGAUGUAUUACAUAAAGUGUAAAUGUGAUAUACAUUUAUAUAUACAUUUAUACAUAUGCGUAUAUAUAUAUAUAUGUGUGUGUAUAUAUAUAUAUAUAUAUUUGUAUAUUAAAUAUGUAUACAUAUAUAUUUCAUAUACAUGUAUAUUCUUAUAUGAAAUAUACACAUACACACAUGAACCCUUGACUUAGAGUAGAUGGAUCUGUAUAAAAAGUAUGUAUAUACGUAUAUAUACAUAUAAAUGAAAUAGAGAUAGUAUUAUACAUAAAUGAAUAUAAGAUGUUUAUAAGAAACUGUAGCUUUUCUUUCUUAUUUUUUAUUGUGCUUGUUAUUUUUUUUAGUCAGCGUAAAUUUUUGUUUUUAUAUUUGUACAUAAAUUGUUUAAUAAAUUUGUAUUGCACUUUCAUUAUUUUUCUGUUUGUAAUUUAAAUCCCUUGUAGUAGUCUCUUUACAUAAUGAUAAGAGUUCUUAGUGA